Penicillium canescens is the source of this 930-nucleotide messenger RNA. Its product is annotated as shikimate dehydrogenase family protein. NCBI's taxonomy places the organism in Eukaryota, Fungi, Ascomycota, Eurotiomycetes, Eurotiales, Aspergillaceae. The record is from RefSeq and is a predicted model, not a curated record. Gene Ontology annotation, biological process: shikimate metabolic process; chorismate biosynthetic process. Bases 1 to 930 code for a protein of 309 amino acids. The transcript has a single exon. Gene Ontology annotation, molecular function: shikimate 3-dehydrogenase (NADP+) activity.
AUGACCCAAAUCUCACAAUCUCAAGAGAUGACCCUCCAUCUGGUGGGAGUGGGCGUGACGCACUCCAUCGCUUACAGCAUGCACAAUUACAUCGCGAAAUCCCUUGGCCUCCCAUGGACGUUCUACUCCACCGAAUGUCCUACAAUUGAAGAACUCCUCAGGCUCGCCAAAGCACCAACCACAGCCGGCCUGGUGGUGACAAUGCCCUACAAGAACUCCGUCAUGAAGCACCUCGACGAGUUGGAUGAGCUGGCAACCAUCAUUGGCGCCUGCAACAACAUCUACUACAAACCAGGUAGUCAGCGGCUUCUUUGUGGUACGAACACAGACUGGCGAGGAAUCAAGGGCUGUCUUCUAGAGAAGGGCGAUGACAGCAGAAGACCAUCGGCGACGUCCCCUGCCAGUGCUCUGAUCGUAGGAGCUGGAGGAGCGAGCCGUGCGGCUAUUUACGCCCUUUCAGCGCAUUUGAAUUGCUCUACAAUUUAUAUCUUGAACCGCGAUGACCAGGAGGUGAUGGGUCUGAUCCAAGACUCGCGAAAGCUACCGAAUCCUCCCAAUAUCAUCCAUGUAAAGACGCAGAAGCAAGCCGAGGGGCUGCCCAGCCCGUACUAUGUUGUUGGAACAGUACCAGAUUUUGAACCCAAGACCGAGACUGAAAUUGCGGUUGCUGCCCUGCUCGAGUCUUUCCUGUCACGACCGGACAAGGGGGUGUUGUUGGAUAUGUGCUUCAAGCCAAGAAGGACGAGAAUGAUUAAGUUGGGCGAGAAGCUGGAGUGGCCCUGUGUGGAGGGAACGCAUAUUAUCGGGUACCAGAUUCAUGAACAAUGGCGCUUGUGGGCUGGGGAGGAGUGUGUAAAAAAGCUGGAUCAGAAGGGCGCUUGGGAUGUUUUGAUUAAGGCGGCCGAUGAAAGCAAGGGGAUCAAUUUCUAG